AUGGUCAAAAUCAAGUUUAAUAAUCAAGCACUAAAGCGAUCAGCAUACUAUCAACAAAUAGAUCAAGCUACUAUAACUAUUAAUGAUCAAGAUUUUCAACUUAGCAGAUCCUAUGCAGUUGCAUUAUCAGAUAAAUUCCUUUCAAAAUAUAUUAACAAUCAACAAUAUAAUCACUUUCAGAUAAAUGUCAAUUUAGAAUCAACUAACGCAUACGAUCUUUUCAAAAGCAUCAUUUCAAACCAACUGUCAGAAUUUGAUUGUGAUGAAGUUGUUCUAAGAGACAUCUUUCAUAUUGGAAUAUUACUACAAAGUGACGACCUAAAAAGUUUAUACAUAAAUAACGUCAUUAACAAAUUACAACCAGAAUUCAAAAAUUCUCUUAAAAUACUUGAAUGUUAUUUCGAGCUUGAAUGUGAAGAUGAGAUGAAUGAAUGGAUUGAUAACGUUGCAUCUCAUUUUUACGAAAUAGAUUUUAAUGAAAUGAAACAAUAUGCUUUAAAACAUGGAUUUGAUAUUAUGCAAAGGAUAUUAAGCAAUCCACAUCUCAGAAUUGAAUCAGAAGAUUUAUUAGCCAGUUUAAUUAUUUCCAUCGCAAAAGAAAAAGAAGAAUUUGCUUCAUUAGUUGAAUAUAUUCAUUUAGAACAUUGCACAGCACAAACUUUCAAAGAAAUCUAUAAUGCAUCAGGAGAAAACAAUUCCAUUAACUUCACAAAAGCUCUUUGCGAUGCUUUUGUUCGCUCAAGGAUUAGUAUUUAUCAGAAAAAGCAUCGAAACAUCUAUAUGAAUUAUUUCAAUUCAGGAGAUGUUAAAAUGCAUGUUUCUUCAACGAGUAAAGGAAAAGAUGAAGAUAUAAAUAGUUAUCAAGAUAAUUGUAUACAUCUUUCAGAUCAGCAAUCCAACCAAUGGGUAUCGUGGAAAAUUAUUUCUGAUAAAGCAAUUCAGCCAACAGAAUACAUUGUUAGAAGUGCACCAGCAAAUGCCAAUUCAGCAAGCCUUCUGCAAUCAUGGGAAGUUGUAGGAACUACGAUUGAAGGAAAGAAGGAAGUGUUAUCAAAAGUUAAUAAUUCGCCUCUUUCUCCAGGAGAAAUUCGUACGUAUUCACUAAAUACGGAUAAAAAAUAUACUUCAUUCAGAUUGACUCAAACAGAUUUGAAUGCUGACGGAUCUAACUAUUUGCUUUUGGAUGUGUUUGAUUUCUCUGGUUAUGUAUUUGAUUAUGAAGACGAUUAA
Molecule: messenger RNA, 1230 nt
Organism: Trichomonas vaginalis G3
Lineage: Eukaryota; Parabasalia; Trichomonadida; Trichomonadidae
Product: protein ubiquitination
Exons: 1
Coding region: 1-1230 (409 amino acids)
Source: RefSeq, a predicted model, not a curated record